GGACGCCUACGACAGCAUCUCCAUCGACGUGGAGCUGGCGCGGCGCGAGGGCUGGUGCUUCGGGGCCAAGCUGGUGCGGGGGGCCUACAUGGCGCAGGAGCGCGAGCGCGCGGCCCAAGUGGGCUACGAGGACCCCAUCAACCCCACCUACGAGGCCACCAAUGCCAUGUACCACAGGUGCCUCAACUAUGUCUUGGAAGAGAUCAAACACAACAACUGGGCCAGCGUCAUGGUGGCCUCCCACAACGAGGACUCGGUCAGGUUCACCAUUCAGAGGAUGGAAGAGCUCAACCUGCACCCCUCGGAGAAGAAAGUGUACUUCGGCCAGCUCCUGGGCAUGUGUGACCAGAUCAGCUUCCCCCUGGGUCAGGCCGGCUUCCCCGUCUACAAGUACGUCCCGUACGGCCCCGUGCAGGAGGUGCUGCCCUACCUGUCCCGCCGAGCGCUGGAGAACCGCGGCAUGAUGAAGGGGGCGCAGCGCGAGCGCCAGCUUCUGCGCCAGGAGCUCAAGCGGAGGCUGCUCAGCGGGAACCUCCUGUGCCGCCCGGCCGAGGAGGGGAGGCGCCUCCGGACAGAAGGACGCCGCUGAGCCCCCGGGAGCAGCCCCCGCGGACGGGGAGGCCGAGCCGAGCCUCGAGGGAGCCCGCAGGGCAGGCCUGGCCACCCGGGCUGGGCACAAGGGCGCCCCCCAACCCGGCCUGCAGCCCUCAGGGGGGCCCCCGGCACGGCUGCCCCCUUCCAGGAGGGCCGCGAAAGCACUGAUGUUCGUCUACCUCCCAAAGCCUUCUGGAGCUCGAGCUGGGCACGCGCCAGCCCAGCCACACCGCCGCCGUCUUUUGGGGGGCCCACGCAGGCCGAGGAACCUGGGAGGGGGCCGAGGGACCCCCCUGCCUCCCCCGUCAGACCAAGGCCAAAACGGCCCCAUUAAAAGUAUCCUGAAACCUUC
This is a messenger RNA of Gracilinanus agilis (Agile Gracile Mouse Opossum), 946 nucleotides long. Its product is annotated as proline dehydrogenase 1, mitochondrial-like. Bases 89 to 589 code for a protein of 166 amino acids. The transcript is spliced from 4 exons. Gene Ontology annotation, cellular component: mitochondrion. The record is from RefSeq and is a predicted model, not a curated record. Gene Ontology annotation, molecular function: FAD binding; proline dehydrogenase activity. NCBI's taxonomy places the organism in Eukaryota, Metazoa, Chordata, Mammalia, Didelphimorphia, Didelphidae.